AUGUCUCUUGUGAGAGAACAAGGCCGAGGGCUAUCGUCAACGCGACAAUUAGCUCGAGGAGUCCUUGGCCCGAAGCACCGCGCUUUCACAGCAAGUACAAGGGCGUCACUUUCUCUUGAUCGAGACUCGCCAGAUGUGAAGAAAGCGCAAGGCUACUGCUCAAAUCUCGUUCGAAACUAUGACUCGCCCUCAUACACUCUGGCCCAUUUUGUCCGACCGCAUGUGCUUCCAGCAUAUCUCGCUAUCCGCGCCUUCAACAUUGAGCUGGCCAGGAUACCCGACGUGGUGUCAAUGCCACAGAUCGGUGCCAUGAGAAUGCAAUUCUGGCGGGAAACCAUCGACAAGACUUUCAAUCUCGCUCCUCCAUUAGAACCUGUUGCCAUUCUGCUGGCUUCAUAUCUAAACCAAGGGUAUAAACUCAACAAAACUUGGUUCCAUCGCAUCAUUACAGCCAGAGAUCGGAAACUGACGCAUCCCACCUUCACGAACAUGGCUGAGCUCGAGUCCUAUGCUGAAUCGACCUAUUCCACGCUUCUUUAUCUAACAUUAUCAGCGCUUCCUUUGAACUCUCUGACUAUGGAUCAUUUGGCUUCCCACAUCGGGAAAGCGGCCGGGAUAGCAGCUGUGCUUCGUGGAGUGCCAUUGCUCGCCUUUCCACCUCCUCCCACCCUACAUUCUAGCACUUCGCCUGGUAUGAGGGCCGCUCCUACCCGAGAACGGCAGGGUAUCAUCACACUUCCCUUAGAUGCUAUGUCUCAGUGUAGCGUCAGAGAAGAAGAUAUCUUCCGAAAUGGCGCAAACGCUGCGGGCAUCUGUGAUGCCGUUUUCAUGGUCGCCACCCGUGCUUCUGACCAUCUCAUAACCGCUCGGUCCAUGCUCAGAAGUGUCCGAGAGAAUCAGGAUCCUGGCCACGAGUUCGAGCACAUGCACGAUGAGGGCCAUCAGUACAGCAAGUAUGACACUGGUGUCAGGAUCUCCACCGACAAGAGCAAAGAAGAGCUCGACAACGGUUUCGGUAUUGUGAUGGGCCCUGCCAUCAGCACUCAGUUGUGGCUCGAUCGUCUGCAGAAAGUAGACUUUGAUAUCUUUCAUGAAAGUCUCCGAAGAGUUGAAUGGAAGCUGCCUUUUGUUGCAUGGCUGCGCAAUAGGAGUGGCAAGCUGUGA
This is a messenger RNA of Cladophialophora psammophila CBS 110553, 1164 nucleotides long. RefSeq lists its product as uncharacterized. Gene Ontology annotation, biological process: mitochondrial respiratory chain complex I assembly; biosynthetic process. The record is from RefSeq and is a predicted model, not a curated record. Lineage: Eukaryota; Fungi; Ascomycota; Eurotiomycetes; Chaetothyriales; Herpotrichiellaceae. Gene Ontology annotation, cellular component: mitochondrion. The coding region runs from base 1 to 1164 and encodes 387 amino acids. The transcript is spliced from 2 exons.